This is a messenger RNA of Gekko japonicus, 2516 nucleotides long. RefSeq names its product cell division cycle associated 2 (gene CDCA2). Bases 69 to 2516 code for a protein of 815 amino acids. Lineage: Eukaryota; Metazoa; Chordata; Lepidosauria; Squamata; Gekkonidae. The transcript is spliced from 13 exons. The record is from RefSeq and is a predicted model, not a curated record.
AUUUGGGGGGAAAUUCAAACUCUGUAACUUCUGAUAAGGGUGAAGGAGAAAGAAAAACAAACACUGAAAUGAUCAGCCAGGCGACACCUAUAGACUAUUCUGUUCUGACAGCAGCUGAUUUUGGAAUUACACCAGAAUCUUUUACAAAACAUCAAGGGAGGGACAAAAGCAUAUUAAACAAAUUAAGGCGGCAAUCUACAAUUGGAGUACGGGGUUCUCCGGAAAAUAAUGCUCUUAUCAGAUAUAUUGCUCACCGAAAAAGAAUGAGGACUGAAGAUUCUCCUUCACAGGCCAGUCCUUUUCAACGAAAUCUUUUAUUGAAAGAUAAAAUAGCUGCCUUCCAGUCAUCCUUUCAGGCAUUUGAAGAAGCUGCGGAAGAAAUGAUCCAUACACCCUACACCUCAAAGAAAGCUGGCAAAAGAUCACAUGAACAGUCGCAACUGGACCAAGUGGGACCAUCAGAAUAUAAGGCAGUUGUUCUUGAGGAAAGUCUAAACUGUAAAUCCACCAAUGGAGAAAAGAAUUCAGCUGAUACUCAGGAAAUUCCAGUCCUGCACCCAAAUACUGUAGAAUCUCGAUGUUUACUGUUGGAAGCUACUCCAGCUGCAGGCAUCUCAAAUACAGCACGUGGUAUUCGAUCUCAAAACACUAAUGAAGAAUUAAGUACCUGUACUAUAUCACAACAAAGCUGUAAGAAGGUCAGAUUUGCAGAGAAACAGAGCCUGGAAAUAUUUGAUGAAACCAAGCCACCUAUUACCCCACUGCAGAAAGGACAGUUUCUGUCCACGUACCGUGAUAGCUCCUGUCUUCGUUCUGUUCUGAAGAAAACACCAGUAGGGAUGUUAGCUGAAGAUAUGAAGGGACAUCUUGAUUAUACCAAUACGAGAAAAGGAAGUGAAGAGCUGUCAGUCUUCCAAAGCCGUGAUCCAGUGCAAACAGAAAGAAGUACCAGACCAAUUGACAAAAUGGAGGCACACAACAAAGAGGUAGAUGUGAAAGUAUUUGACGCAUUUCAACCUGUAGAUACACCAGUACAUAGUGGAGAAGCAUCAUUCAGUCCAUCUGCAACAAGAAAUGACAGCUCUUUUAACACAACUCCCAUCAAAACAACCUUGUCCCAACCAAAUUUUGACAGUGAUGAUGGUCUUCAAGAGACAUCAGAGGUAGUUUCCACCAUUGAAUCUGUUGUGAACUCAGGUGAUAUGGAAGAAACAAAAGUAAGUUCUCCUGAUCUCCAUGCUGCAUGCAUUAGAGCCACUCGGUCCUCUGCUAGAAAGCAGGUCAACAAAGUAGAAGAAACGAGUGUCAGCCUUACAAGACAAAUGCGAACCAAGAAGACUCGUACUACCAGUGAAGUCCCAAACCCUAGAAAAUUCCAAAAUGAAAACUCUGUAACAAAGUCUUCUAAAAAAACACCUGCUUCUAGGCGCAAAGCAUUUGGAAAGAGGAAAAGGAAAAAAAAGACACAAAAAGUAUUUCAUGGGCAUUAUGAAACGGUGUCCAAGAAGCCUCUCUUGAGUCCAAUUCCUGAGAUGACAGAAGAUAUUUCCCUUAUUUCAUCUUAUCAAAGCACACCAGAAUCAUCAGUUUCCAUCUUAGAUCGUUCUUGUUCCAGCCUCGUACAUGAAACACCCGAAGAGACAAAUAGCAUAUUGCAUAGUACAGAAGAGGGUGGUAACUACCUGCAUUUCGACCUAAGUGCUGUGAAGGAAGAUGCCUUACCUGACACGGACUCAUGCUCAUUCUUACAACUGCAAGAUACUGUUCCAAACGACACACCAAUCACAUUUCCUUUGGAGCCACUUGAUAACGAUUCUCCUAAAGACUUAAAGAAUGCCUUAAAUGGACAAAUGCUGAAAAGCGACUAUUCAAGUGAGAGUGAGAUGGAACUGUGUUUACAAAACCUGCAAAGAACUGGUGAAAAAAACAGUAAAGAAGCUUCACUUCCCAUUGCAGAUUCUGCAGUAGAGCAGCCAAGUGGAGGUGACAUCUGCGUGAACGUUAAAAGAUUUCCAAGGAGAAGCAGAAGAAUCACCCGCUACCUCCCCAGUGUUGAGGAUUUUCAAGCGGAAACACCUAGAAACGAUCCCAGUGUUUCUAGAGGUAGUAUAGAACUACCUUGUAUGCCUCAGACAGUAAACGAUUCUGGAUUCUUAAAUGAGGUACUGUAUGCUAUCGAGGAAUCUUUCAGAAGCGUAACCAGUAGUACUCAAAAACGAGUGAGACGCAGCAUGAGGCAGCUUAAAAAUGCAGAAAGUGAAGGCCUUGCAUGGAUUUCAGUAUCCACUAAUGAUUCUGUGGAUCAGGCUCUGGUGAGUUCUGACUACAAAGCCAGGAGAAAGUCAUGUGCCUUCUGUCAUCCAGGAUCAGAGAUGCUGCAUCCAGAGCAAGAAAACUUGGUCCAUAUUCUCACACCAAUGAUGGAGGAUCAGAAAAGUGCUCGUGUUGGAGUUGAGCAUUGCAGAUCAAGGAAGAAAAGGAAGAGCAUUUAUUCUCAGGGUCAGGGAGAAAAUUAA